Podarcis lilfordi (Lilford's wall lizard) is the source of this 9281-nucleotide messenger RNA. NCBI's taxonomy places the organism in Eukaryota, Metazoa, Chordata, Lepidosauria, Squamata, Lacertidae. The record is from the annotation of a GenBank genome assembly.
GUAGGAUCAAUGGGCUUGAAGCAGCACACACAUGAAGACAAGCCUGAAAAUGCGCUGCUCUUAAUAUCAAAUUACUCAAGUCAACAAAAGCUAGGUAAUGGGCUAGCAAUAGUGGAGAUGUCAUCUUAUUCAUCUCAAGUACUUGGUGUUAUGUGUUAUGUGGGAGACUAGGAGCCCUGAAGGCCCAGAACUGGUUUCCUGAUGUCUAUGUCAUCCACGUGGAGCUUCAGAAGAAGAAAUGCAGGCAAUUCAAAGUGGGAAGGUGUCUAACCAAAAAACUUAGGUAACAGCAGACAACAAAUUCUAUGCUAGUGUCUGCUACAGUGCUUCUAGAUCAGUUAUGUGCUUGUGCACAUAUGCACUCUCAAUGUGAGGAACUCCUCCCCCUGUUUCCCCCUCCUCUCUUUUCCUUCACUGUCAGAUUAGCUAACUAAUCUGUUGCUGACUUUCCUUGCCUAUCUAUUCCAGGUAUUUGCCAACCCUUGGAUACAAGUGGAUAUUACACUUUGAGACUUAGAGUAUAAGACAAGCAGUGAAGUCUCAAAAGCAGGAAUCCCAGAAAAUGAAUUAUUAUUGUGUCUGGUCCAUAACCCACCAGUAUUACAGUCUAUACCAAACCCUUUACAGUCAAAGCAAACAUAAUCCAAAUAUAAACUGCAAUAGCUUGCAAGCAUUAUUAUAGUUCUAAUAUAAUAUCAACCUACUAGGAGAUGAUAUAAAAGAAAUGAACUGAAUAUCAGUGUUUGGGGUUUAUAUGUUCAAUAUCCCCUCUAAAAUUACAAGGUACGCUCUUUUAUGGAUCUAAAAUAAUGCCAUUUUUCUACAUAAAAGCUGCAUGUCUUUCUUUAUUUCAACAUAAAUAUAUUUUCAUUACAUAGAAUGCUCUUGUUACUGUUGAAAACAUCUCCAUGGGAAAAGUUCAAAAUCUAGGCCAUGCAUAUAUGUACAUACCACCUGUUUUUGAUCUGGUGGACAAUUUCCAUCAGAUGUCACCCAGUGUACUCCUACAAACCAUAAUUCCACUAGCUGGGACCCAAUGUACCCAGGCAAACCACUGGGGCUAUCCUAGUAUAAGCAAGAGCAGAGGAAACCACCCAGGGAGCAGAUGAUGUUUAGCUUGUUGGAACUGGCAAAGGGAAUCUGCUUACCCCUGGUUCUUCCUCAAACAAAUUGAGGACAGCCACCUUUCUAAGCUUUACCUUCAUGCACAAUCUGCACCUUGUAUUUUCAUCGUUAAAUUUAGGGAUAGAAGUUCAUGCAUUUAAGUCUGACCCCGCACAAAAAAAUCAUUGAAGUAUCAUUAAUCUAACAUAAAUGUAAGUGGAAGAAACAAUAACAAAAUCAUAACAAAAAAUCAUUUGUUAUAAUACAAUAGGCAAAAAACCACCCAUUGUAUCAUAACAAAUCAUACCUGUAGUCAGUGCUUUUUUUUUAGGGGGUGCUCAAGGGUAUGCAGUACCGGCAUCUCUCUUUUUUGUUGUUAAAGGUGUGGCACUUAGCGUAACAACUUCAUGGUGAGUACUGGCACUUAUUUUUCUAGGGAAAAAGCACUACCUGUAGUACUAGAUGUUACCUCCAGCAUGCUUCUGAGAUUAAUAUUCUAUUUAGACAGACACCUCUGCACACAUAGAUUAGGUAUAUACACACACAAGAGAGUCAGCUAGAUGCAGAGUGUCAGUGGUAUGACAAGAGACUUGGGAACCAAUCUAUUGCAAAUCAGUCAGCAAUUGACCAGGCACCCAAGAGUCACCCUACAGGUUAUACAUUGGUUGGAAGAGAUCUUAUAUGAAAUUCACACCCUAGAAACUCAAUUCACAUAUUAGAAACUCAACAUUUUGAGGGUCAGGUGAGUCAUCCUGGGAUGUGAAUGUCAUGUAAAACCUCUUUCUACCCACAUAAACUUCCUGAGGCAGGGGGAGUCUUUUCCUUGGUCGAUUGCUGGCUGCUUCACAACAGAAUAGUUCCAGAGUCUCUUGUUUUACUAGUGACACUCUACAUCUAGCUAGCUCCCAUGUGUGUAUAUAUAAUCUAUAUCUAUAUAAGUGUGUGGGCAUCUGUGUAAAUAAAAUAUUGAAUCUUUACUACUGGGAUUUUUUUCAGCUUAUUUCACUUUGACGGUGUUGGCGGUGUUCAGUUACGGUGCUUUAACAUGUCUUUAUACAGAUUUCCAUUAUGUUCUUUUUAAUGGAGACAAGAAUAUUUCCCUUUCUCUUUCCUGAAACAAACUCUGUACCAUGUUGCUAUUUAAUGAGCCAUUGCCUAGUCUAUGUGAAGCGGGUGGCUUGAAUAUAUUUCUCCCCCUCAAAUGUUUACUGGAUGAGAAUGAGUUGACUUUCGAUGUAGAAAAUUAUUAUUUGCCAGAAGUACUGCAUUCAUGGCUGAAUAUGUGGGUAGUUAAGGCGAAGACAGCAGGCAUUCUACUGCCUAUUAAAUCAGGUUUCUUCUUUUGGAAAAGAAAUGUUUUAGUAAAAAAACACCUGUCAUUAUAAGGCAAGGGAAUGAAAUUCAUUCCUUGAAAAAAACUAAUCCAUAAGUUUGCACAUUUCAUCAGACUAUAAGGAUAGUAUUUGACUAAUUCAUACUGUGAAUAUGAAUAUGUUGGAUGCAACCCUACGUCUUCAGUCAGACACUUUGUGAUUGUAGGAAUAACUGCACAAAGACACUAUGAUCUUGAUAGCUAAGUGAGUUAAUAAGUAACAAAUGAGUAACUGCCAUCUAAAUAAUUCAGCAAAACAGUUAAUGGAUCAAGCCUAAUUAAGACCAAUUAUUUUAGACAGAACCUCUAAAAUCUAAGACCACUAGACAGAUUUAUUUGUUUACUUCAUUUAUAUGUGGUACAGCACUUUGCAAAUGUCAUAGGUGGCUUACAACAGACAAAUAGAUAAAAAUGCAUAAAUUCAUAAAGUAACAUAAGCCUUUUAAAUAGGUGUGUUUCGGAAGGCUUUGGCCCACCAGAUGUUGCUGCACUGCAACUCCCGUCUUCCCUGGCCAUUGCCCAUUCUUGCUAGGACUGAUGGGAGUUGUAGUUCAGCAAAAUCUGGAGGACCAAAAGUUCCCCACUCCUGCCUUAAAGCAGGGGGCCAAUCAAAUGCCCCUCCCUUAUAGUCACUUUUAACGACUUGUCUUUUGUUUCUGUUUUAUGUGAGUUAUAAUCACCUUUAACUAUUAGCUUUUAUCCCUUUCCUCUUUAAGUCUUAUAAGGUUUGGUGGUGAUGAAUGCCCCUGGAAAUCUCACAAGUGGCUUGUGACAGGGACAGCCAUCUCCUUUACCUGUUGCUGGUGUCUAGAGCUUACAGCUAAAAAUAAUUAAGGCUGCAUUCCUACACACUUACAAUGGACCUCACUUCUGUGAACACAUGGGUAAGAUUGCUCUGAAAAAGAUCUAUCAUCUAUGAAUUUGUCUGCUCCAGGCUUCCUCAAACUCAGCCCUCCAGAUGUUUUUGGCCUACAACUUCCAUUAUCCCUAGCUAGCAGGACCAGUGGUUAGGGAUGCUGGGAAUUGUAGCCUCAAAACAUCUGGAGGGCCGAGGUUGAGGAAGCCUGGUCUACUCCCUUAAAAAAAAUAAAUCAGCAUUUUGUAAUGAUGUGAGUUGUGCAAAAAGUACUACCUAAUAUCAGUUAUGAGCUUGAGCAUUUUCAGCGGCCUUCUCGAACCUAUGAUCAGUAGAUAUUGUUGGACUACAAUUCCCAUCAUCCCAUCCAGCAUGGUCAGUGGGCAGACAUGAUAGUAACUGUAGCCCAAUGACAUCUGGGAAAGCCUAUUCAGAGAAAAAUAGUAAUUUCUUUAUUUUAAUGCUGAAUGUAUGAGCACACGAAGCUGCUUUGUAUCCAGACAGACCAUGGCUUCUUACCCCAGGAUUUUCUUACUAGAACUUGAAAGGAGGGGGGGAAAACCCUUCUUCAGAAUAUGUAAUAUAUAUUGCAAGCUGUCUUCAGGAUGAAACAGGAACAUUAAGAAUAAUAAUUCAGUAUUAAUCCAUUAUCACAAAAUGUUUCCCCGAGCACAGCAGAGUUUAGGAUAUUCCCAUCCGAACAGAACAGUGUAAAGCAGAAAGGGGAUAACAGAAUGUUUUGCCAUAAAUUAAGAAUGACUGUGUUGGAAAGUAAAAAGCAAAUUAAUUCUAGCAACUAUGAAGUUCAUAUUUUAACUUCUCUAGUUAUACAUACUAUUGAGAACCGAUAGCUGACUUUUUAGUACCAAAUCAGCUUCUGGGCAUUUCCAUUUAGAUGAGAAAGGCUGUCUUAGCUCUUUAUAAAUCCCCAAGCUGGGAAAGAUACAAAGUGUAUUAGCACCUGGUACGCUCUUAAAAGUUUAUUGUCCAAAAAAUUGAAAACUCUUUGCAAUUGUUUUAAGCAAAUGUGGUUGUAUCUUAAUUUGUCGUAAUGAGGGAGAUGCUCAUUACAGUGUCUCUCUUCUCUGCCCCAGGGCACCUGUGAAGAUUAUAUUUUUCAUCUCAAUGGAUCUUUGCUUUUGCUGAACUCCUUAAAAUACCCAGGCAUACUAUACCUCCAGAAGGCUGCAAUAGCAUUUGCUUGACUUAAUUACUGCAUUGCUUUUUAGUAAUUGACAGGUGAUAAUACUGGUGUUAAUCAAGAUACUGCAUCACAAAGUCAAAUUAUAAUCGUAAAACUUUUAUAUUGAGAUGCGUAUUUCAUAUCUAAUUGCACCACAAUAACCAGGGCAGAUUAUUUCCUCCUGCUGUAUUGUUUUCUGACCUGUGAUAUGGCUAUACUCCUUCUAUCCUUAUAGCUUGCUUAAAGUACUUCUGUGUGAAUAGUGAAAUUAUUAUAUCACGAUUCCCUGCAAUGUUAACGGCUGCACUACAACUGCUGCUCACUUAGAAGAGCAUCCAGAUAACUUAUGCAUGAAUUUAUUACUUGGGUCAAUUUUGCUGGACCUUGUAUCCUAGGGCUGCCAUACAUCUGGAAUAUCCAAAAGGAAAAUGUCCACUUUGUCCUGGAUCUUAGCUCAACAAUUUUGGGGGUGUCCUGGUUUUUACUUUUUGAAAUAUGGCAACCCUGUAAUUCAAAAAAUGACUGGGAAAGUGAUGUCAUAGACUGAGGCUCAUGUAUCUAGUAUUGGAAUGCAACUAGACUCAUCAUCAGCCAAGUAACUGUCUCCAUCUGGAAUAUCGCUGAAAACUAGUACUUAAAAAUAUUGUUUUAAAUUGUGAAAAGAAGCUACAAUCACAUCUACUCCUAUGCCAAAUUUUGUCAAUAGCAAUUAGCUUUUAUUGCUAGGAUGGAUCUUCCAGAUUCAGAGGCAGUACAACCUUGAUUACUAAAAAUAGGUUAAAUCUAAGUGGCCCUAACUAAAUUUUCUUGCUUGUGUUGCAUAGGUGAUGUUCAAGACAUGUUGGGAUACAGAGCAGGGGUGUUGCUGAGCUACAACUCCUACUAUUCUUGACCACUGGCCAUACUGGCUGAGGCUGAUGGGAUCCGUAGUCCAAUGUCUAGAUGGCCACAGGAUACUCUCUAGCCCAAGGGUGGCUAUUUUGGCUUGCCAUGACAAAUAGAAAUGCUUGACAUAAAUUCAGGCAUUACCUUAUUUACAGUCUGCCCUUCACCAUACGGUCCCAGAGCAGAAAUAUAUUACAUAAAAAUCAUUUUUUUUAAAAAGCACUGCGAAAUUUUGCAAUAAAAAAACAGAACCUCAGGAAGAUGUAAAAGCAGGCAAUAAAAUUAUCUGAGCAGCUCCAUACGGCAAACCUUCCCAAAGUCCUGCCUAACAAGGUGUCUUAAUGGUUCCCUACCACUUUACAGCAUUAAAAGUCCAUAAUAUACACUGCCAGCCAACCCUAUUCAUAUUAUUCCCCAAGCUGCACAUGAGAGAGGGUUGUUUAGGCCAAGGGAUAAUGGGGCUUACCAAAGCCUCCUUCUGUUUAUAUGGUCCUGCCCCAUAACCUAUUAAAUGCAUUCCAAAUUUGUCUUUUCUCACACUAGAGUUUGAUGAAAUCUUGUGCAACUGUGUUCAUUCUACUCUAUUCUCUCUCCACAUUCCCACUCUGCUGUUUAUUCAACAACAUAACUCAAUUGUCUUUUUAAGCAAUCUAUUAAGUUCUGGAAUGUUUUCUUCUGGAGACACAUUUCAUAGUCAAAGCCACUGGGGUUCCGUUGCAGUUCAGUUGCGCUCUUCCUCACUAGAAACAUUAACAAAUACUGCCAGGUUUAAUUUAUAGAUGCAGAAGGAACCCCUAAAUCACUGCAGCAUUCUCUACCCAGCCUUGUUCAUCAGGCUCAAAAAUAAUUUAGCAACUCCUUAAUUAAUUCCUAAUUGACAUCCUUGGGUCAUUACGCCAACACUUUCAUUUGGCUGUAUACCAACAGACAGCGGCCUAGGGGAUAUUUGGCUUAUAAGAUUUCUCCCAGGAUGUCCAAUAAAACUUUUCCUUUCAAAAGUAAAUUUUAUUGCUAUUGUUACUGCCAGUUAUUAAACUGAAUAACAUCCAAAUCCUAAACAAAUUUACUUUUAAAAAUCCCCACUUGCCAGAAAAGGAGAAUUGGGGGGGGGGGGUCAUAACUGGACCUCCCACUGUUUCAUUUUUAAAUGCGGGAUCAGAUUAUGUUUAACAUAACACUGCAACACAAAAUCAUCUCACUGCAGCUGCUAUUUGUGCCACUGGGCUGAAACAUAUACCGGUAGGUGUGUUCUUCCAAAGCAACUUACAAGCAACCCCACAUAGAUGCAUUAAAACGGGGGGGGGGGGUGUUACAUUUAAAAUAUCUCACCCACUUCUAAUAGGCCAAAGAUAGUUAUUGCCUGGUGAUUAAUGUGGCUCUCUGAAGCAGUGCAAACUACAGUUGCAGUUUAUAGGAGAGUUAUUUUGCUGUUUAAUCACUCAACUAUUUAUUAUUUUUACAUGUUCCCAACAACAUCCGACUAUUUCAUACAGCGAAGCGCAAGAAAGCUAAGUGGGAGCUGCCGACAGGCUCAGCUCUCUGAUGAGUGCAGAGCCAGUUCAAAGUUGAGGGGACCCUCAGCAAAGUGUUCUCUGGUGAGACCCUCCUUCAUCAGCUGGCAACUCCAAGAGGCUUACCUGGAGAUGGGAACAGCAGGUGCCAAUAGAAGCCCUCCAAUGUAGCCGCCAUUAUAAUUUCUCGCAGUGACUCCAAUGAAGAAUCAUUCUGCGGCAUUCUGGUAAAUUUUAAGAAGGGAUCCCAGACUUAAAUUGUCCACUGAAAAAAUUUUGCUUUAAGGGUGGGCCCAGAGCAGAUAUUAGCAGUGGACCCUGCUGGAAUACUGGGACCUAGCAGUUGCCUGAUGAUCCACAUUCUAUGGACUGCAGGAACAGAACGAGCGGCAUUGAAGAAAACAGCAACAGAGUCCACAACCACUCAGUUUCCCUUAUUGGUGGCAAUGAAGAUUAGGCCCAGUCUGGCCUCUUUACUUGUUCAUCCACCUGCUCUUGCAGGAAAUAAAGCAGCCACAGCUGAGGAGAAUGAUCAGCUGCCCCUGAUAGCCAUUGGCUCUCUCAAAAGGAAAGCUGGUCACAGUGAGGAGCAGUUGGGCCCACUGAGACCCCAUCAAAACAAGAGCUGGUCCUCAACAGGAGCAGAAUAAUAUGGUCCAAAGCAAGGUGAAAGGAACAGUUAAUUGCAAUGCAAUUUUAGUGCUUCAUAAUGUCCUCAGAGCCACCAAGCAGGCCAGUUUAAGGCAUCCUUUUUUUUUAUGAAUCUCUCAGUGAUCUGUUAAUAAGGAAUUGCUGGAAUUUGUUGGUCUGGACAGCACAAACCUUUUUUAAAAAAAACCAGCACUUCUGUCCUACCAUGUGCCUAAAGGAGUGGGAGAAACCUAUUAUAUGAACACCUGGCAGAAGAAUAACCCAGAGACCUUAAUUAUUUCACUGGCAUUUUACAUUGCCAGCUCAUUAUACUGUGUUAUUAAAUGGACACAGUGGCACAACACUAAACUUUAAAGCAAGAAACCCCCAGAUUCAUUUAAUGUUUAUUUAUUUAUUUAUUGUCAUUAAAAAUGCCACAAAGAGUGCUAAAAUUUUUAUAUACAAGUUCCACAGGCAAAGCUGGCUGCAAUUCCAGUGCUUGUGAGCAUGCCCUGCAAUUCUGUGUUCAUGUACUUGGUAGUUACGGUAGUUGCACUGGGUUCAGUUGUGCUGCCCAAGACUAGAAAACAUGCAUUUAAUCAAUUAGACUGCAUGCACAACUUUAUAUUAUCCCCCCCUCCCUGUUAUCUGAUAGCAUAAAGGUAGAGCUGGAUCAGAAGAUAAUUGGGUUUAUUUAGCUGGAUACACAAUCUAAUCUACUGCACUAUAAAAAGAAUGAUUCCCCUUUACUUAAAGCUUAAUUUAACCCUUGGGCAAUUCAGUAGAGAUUUUUAGAGUCCCCCUGGGAUUUUUAGAAUCCCAGAAGCUUCCCUUUUGAACAUAUCCCUUUCAUCUUAAGAGGUUCUGGCCAGGUUGAGCUACAGUGGGAAAUAAUUGUUUUCUGCUAUGAGAAGAGCUGUGGUGAGCCUCAGCUAGCAAACCCUCCUUCCCCUUUCCCCCUUUCUCAUGCCUUUUUGGAGAUCAAAAGCUUUUGCUUUAAUUUUGAACUAACCACUAUUUUGGAAAACAAAACAGUGAGCAGGGCAGAUUUGUUCAACGACUUCUUUUUACUUUUUGUUAAGUGCAUUAAGAGGCAAUAUCUACUGUGAUCAUGCCUCACUUAGAUGUGUUUCAAUAGUGAGGAAUCCAUGGCUCUCCAAGUAACUCCAGUUCCCAUCAGCUCCAUCUAGCAGUGCCAAUAGUCAAGGAUGAUGGGAGGUCUAGUCCAACAAUACCUGAGGCCACAUAUUCCAGAACCCUAGUAUUUUAUUCUUUUUUUAUCCCUACCUUUCCUGGCACAUAGAACAAACUAGGUUGGACCUGAACUGCAGCUAACUUUAUUUUACUUAAUCCAUAUUAGGAGAACCCAGAGCUUUUUGCUUUGAAACUUGAGGGCAUAGUAAUUGAGUUCUGGCCAUGUACAAAUGAUAUCCACCCUUACACAAUUGUUUGAAUAGUCCCUUCCUUUCAUCACUGAGGUAUGAGCUCUUCAUUUACAUAGGCACAGUUCAGAAAUCAAUGUUUUGCAUUAUACAAGACACAUUUAAAUAGGAGGGGGGCUAGAAGAAACAAGGUUAAACUAAUGCUAGGCUUCUUUGCACAAGCACUUGAUGGGUUUCCAUCCCAUAAAAACAGUAACCUGCUGUACGAAGCUGUCACGACAAUUCCUUUCGUGCAUUUGAAACAUGUAAGCUUCUAAUUUAUGUGGUGUAAUAAACAGGCACUCCCUAAGGCAGAUAA